Molecule: messenger RNA, 652 nt
Organism: Melitaea cinxia (Glanville fritillary)
Lineage: Eukaryota; Metazoa; Arthropoda; Insecta; Lepidoptera; Nymphalidae
Exons: 1
Coding region: 42-584 (180 amino acids)
Source: RefSeq, a predicted model, not a curated record
UCGAUUUAUUUCAUCGAUCGAACAUCUCAACGCAGACCAAAAUGUUCAAGUUGGUGGUGUUGUUCUCCGUGCUCGCUUUGGCCGCUGCCAAGCCCGAUGUAUGGGCGCCCUUCACUUACAACACGGUACCUGCUGUAAGCUCUGUGUCCCAGUACAGCAGCAACGUAGUUCAUGGAUCGCACGUCGUGCCUGCUUACUACAGCGCUCCUUACUCACCGUAUGUCACAGGCGUGGUACCCGCAGUGUCUGCUCUUGCACAAGCACCUAACUCUCCCGCUGUCGUAUUAGAUGCCGUUCACGGAGUGCCUUUGGACACCCCCGAGGUAGUUUCCAGCCGUAUUGCUCACUACCAAGCCAAAGCCCUCUCUGGUGUGCACCAUCUCGCCAAGCGUUCUGUCGUUCCUGUCUCUUACAGUUCAGUAGUCAGCCCUGUAGCCACUGUGACUCCUCUUGCCAGUUAUAACGGUGUUGUAUCUCCAUUAGGCUACUCUUCAUCCUUUGUCUCAACCUACUCAACUCCAUUCGCCCCCUCCUACCCAUACCCUGCUGUAGUACCCAAAGCUUUCUCCGUACACCCAUGGUAAAUCGACCCGAUUACGACAAAUAAUAUUGUAUACAUAAAUAAGUCAACACUGCCGAAAUAAAUGAAUCA